Desarmillaria tabescens is the source of this 2066-nucleotide messenger RNA. RefSeq lists its product as uncharacterized. The coding region runs from base 446 to 1930 and encodes 494 amino acids. The transcript has 4 exons. The record is from RefSeq and is a predicted model, not a curated record. NCBI's taxonomy places the organism in Eukaryota, Fungi, Basidiomycota, Agaricomycetes, Agaricales, Physalacriaceae. Gene Ontology annotation, molecular function: hydrolase activity, acting on carbon-nitrogen (but not peptide) bonds.
CGUACCAUAUCCUCCCAAGCGGCCAACCCGCCAUCUCAUCCGUUCCGUCAUCGCUGCCACCUGUGUAUAUACAGGAGCUUGAACACUUAUCAUGUCAUUUCUCUAGACCGUCUUAUAAUGCUCCGUUUCUUCAGAAUAUCACUUCACGAUCCAAACUGCAUCUCGAAGAGAUAUUGGCAACUGCCAACAUCAACAUCCAACAGCAAUAUUAGGUUGACUCGUUGACUAGCAAGAUCGGACCUGGUAACAGCUACUUGUAUUUUGCUUAGGUUUCUCGCCGCUAUCUCUCCGCCUUGCUACGUGGGUUCCCAGGGAACUAAGAUGCCCCGGGGCACUGAGUAGUAUCACCUGAUGUAUCAUCGUCUGACUAAAACUUUGACCACCAGCGCCUCGAAUAUGUUUCCUAUAAAGACUUCUUCCAGAUCUCGAGGUCUCCGCACCCAUCAUGUCCUCCACACUCCUGCAGAACGGUACCCUUAUUGUCUUUGAUGACCAUGACCACCCCCAGCCAGUUCGGGCGGACGUUUUGGUCAAAGGAAAUGUUAUAUUUCAAGUUGGACCAGAUCUAAGGCCUCUCGAUGCAUCUACACUGAUCAUCGACUGUACAGACAAGAUUGUCGCGCCUGGUCUUAUCGACACUCACCACCAUAUGUGGCAAACUCAGCUGAAGGGUCGGUUUGCCGAUGCUACCUUGUUCGAUUACUUCUACAAAGGUUGGAGCCAGUGGGACUUUUUCACUCCCGAGGACAUCUUCUGGGGGGAGCUUGCUUCGUGCAUGGAGGCCCUGGAUAGCGGUACGACUACUGUCGUAGAUCCGCACACUGCAGUCGCACACCGGACCACGGUUAUUACUCAAGCAAUUUCCGCCACUUUGACCUCUGGCCUGCGUUCUUUCUUUUGUUACACAGCUGUAGCGGAAAUAAAAUCGUGGUCUCCUCAAUAUGUACUGGGUAGCCCUCCGGCAUGGGAAAAUGAUCUGCUCAAGACUCUGGCACAGAAAAGUCCCUUUGGUCCUAAUGGACGCGUUCGAAUGGGUCUCGCAUUCGACCAGUUAUAUCUACCCAAAGACACCGUUCAAGAGAUUAUUGGCAUGGCACGGCAACUAAAUCUUUUCCCUCUCACUACACACGCUGCCGGCGGGGCGUUACAAGGCUUCCUCCAACCCAUCCAGCUAACGCAUGAUUAUGGCCUUCUCGGUUCGGAUUGGAUUUUCAGCCACGCAGGAUGGAUCACUCACGCCGAGUUGGAACUGUUAAAACAGUCUGGAGCCACUAUCUCUGUUACUCCAGAAACGGAGCUGCAGAUGGGACAUCCAAUGGCACCCAUCGAAUCGUCAGAGUAUCCUGGUUUGCAGGACUGUUGUUCCAUCGGUGUUGAUUGCUCGUGUGCGAACUCGGGCGAUAUCGUGACUCAGAUGCGUCUGAUGCUGCAGGCGGGUCGAGGUACCGUAGGUCGACAAGCCAAGGAGAAAGGAAAGAUAGUAAAAGAAUUGAGCGUCAAGAUCGGGGACGUCUAUGCCAUGGCCACCGUCCGUGCUGCAAGAUCUCUAAAGCUUAACACGGGUCAAUUGAAGGAAGGCGCGCUGGCGGACAUUGUCGUCUAUGACACUCUUAGUCCGUCGAUGAUCGCAGGCGCUGCGGAGAAUCCUGUUGCAGCUAUCAUGUUGCAUUCGAGUGUCAGAGACGUCAACACAGUCAUUGCGGAUGGUGUCGUUCGUAAAAGGGAUGGUAAGCUUCUGCCUGUCGAGCUUGAUGCCGAGGCUUCGGUACAGGUGCAAGGAAAGGUACUUAGUUGGGAUGAUGUUGCUCAGCAAGUGUUGAAAAGCCGACUCGAGAUAGAAGGGAGGAUGAAGGAUGCUGACUUUUCCGAAUCCGUUGUUGCGCAAGGCAUCAAAGAUAUCUUCCAUCUAUCAGACGAUGUAUUCUUAUAGGGUUUCGCGAGAAUGUAUACUACCUGGCAGUUUCGGCACAAUCCGCAUUGACGCUCAGAUCGUUCGAAGUACAGACUGAAUCGUGGAAUGCUUCGGUAAAUAAAAUUUCAAGGAGUACGUUCCUGCAAUAGAAAGA